This is a messenger RNA of Xenopus tropicalis (tropical clawed frog), 1177 nucleotides long. RefSeq names its product hydroxysteroid dehydrogenase like 1 (gene hsdl1). The transcript has 5 exons. NCBI's taxonomy places the organism in Eukaryota, Metazoa, Chordata, Amphibia, Anura, Pipidae. The record is from RefSeq and is a predicted model, not a curated record. Gene Ontology annotation, molecular function: very-long-chain 3-oxoacyl-CoA reductase activity; estradiol 17-beta-dehydrogenase [NAD(P)+] activity. The coding region runs from base 120 to 1088 and encodes 322 amino acids. Gene Ontology annotation, cellular component: mitochondrion; endoplasmic reticulum membrane.
CUUGUGACCACUUGGAAAACGGAAAGACUGGAGCAGAAGGUCUGGAGUUGUUGCGGGAGGUUUAAGCAGCUGAAGGGUCUGUCCAGCGAUAACGAAUCACUGGGAGGACUGAGAUCAACAUGGCAGCUGUGGACAGCUUUCACCUUCUAUAUCGUCAAGUGGCUUGGUCAUGUCAGAGUCACAUGGAGUUUCUUGCUGUGGUUGGAGCACUGUAUACAGCUGGGAAAGGUCUCAAACUUAUAUGUCAAAGCUAUAAUCUGAUCAGAUUACACAUCACACCUCUUUUGUUCAGCAGGACAAACUUGGGUAGGCAGUAUGGAGCAUGGGCUGUAGUGACUGGAGCCACAAGUGGCAUAGCUCAAGCAUAUGCCGAAGAGUUGGCACGCUGCGGUAUGAAUGUUGUUUUGGUUGACAACAACAGAGAAAAGCUACAGAAAAUGUCUGAUUCCAUCACUGCCACACAUGGAGUAAACACUAGCUUUAUUGAGGUGGAUUUUUGCAAAGGCCAUGAAGCUUAUCGUCCGAUUAAGGAUGCCUUGAGACAUGUGGAAGUGGGAAUCUUGGUGAACUGUGUUGGAAAUUUUCUAGAAUAUCCACAGAGUGUUAUUGAAUGUCCUGAAGAACAACUGUGGAAGAUUAUCCAUGUCAGUGUUUCUGCGGCCACAAUUAUGGCAAAAAUAGUAGUACCAGGAAUGGCACAACGAAGAAGAGGAGCAAUAGUCAAUGUUUCCUUCCGAUCCUGUUGCAAACCUAACUUUCCAAUGACCAUGUACACUCCCUGCCAGCUUUAUAUGGAUGGCUUUACUAAAGAACUGCAAUCAGAAUUGUCUUCCAAAGGAAUCUUUGUGCAAUCUCUUACACCACUGUGUGUAGCAAAAGAGAGGACCUUACAUUACAGACCUUCGUUUCGAUUUCCCUUCUUGGUUCCGUCACCAGAGGUUUAUGCUCGUCAUGCUGUCCAAAUGCUGGGGGUUUCUCACAGGACUACAGGCUAUUGGGCUCACUCAAUGCAGCUUGCCGCAGCUUGUUGGCUUCCAGACUUCAUAUGCCAGCUCAUGGGAAGAUUCCUUCACACCGCAAGUGAAUAAGCAUUUUAGAAGUUUUUGUCAUUGCAGAAUAACCAUGGUAUUAUAACCAUUUGAAGAAUUUGGUAUACUAUAUAGUUUUAUUAGUAGAA